AUGUUUAAGAUACGUAAAGCUAAGGAUGAGGAGCCAACUGCUCCAGGGCAGGUGAAAAUUAGAAAGAAGUCAAAGGUGCCUGGAGUUAUGAUCACCCAGUAUGUGGAAGAACUACCUGAAGGCAUGACCACCCCAGAUUUCACUAGGAAACCUAUUGCUUUGACUAUUCAAGAAGGAAAACAUGGAGUUUUCAGAGCAAUAAUAACUGGCAAACCAACACCAACUGUAAGCUGGGCCAGAAAUGAUGGAGAAAUUACUGAAGAAAGGUACCAAGUUAUCCAUGAUCAAACCAGCGGUGAAUACCAGCUACAGAUACCAGAUGUAUCGGUGGAACAAGCAGACACCUACAAGUGUUAUGCCAAAAAUGAAUAUGGAAAAGCUGUUGUAACAGCUGUCUUAAAUGUUAUUGAAGUUGGCUAUAAAAAGAGCAGAGCCAUGCAAGAAUCAAGAACAGAAACACCUGAGGACUUCAAAAAGGCCUUAAAAACCAUGGUUGACAUGGAUUCUAAAGAAGAAACAAAACCAGAAAUUGAUGACAAGUUUUGGGACCUGUUGAUGAGUGCUGACAAAAAAGAUUACGAGAGCAUCUGUGCCCAGUAUGGCGUCACUGAUUUUCGCGGGAUGCUAAAGAAACUAAAUGAAAAAAAGAUAGAAAGGGAGCAAGAGCAAGAAAAGGUUGUUGAGAGACUAUGCAACCUAAAGCCCAUCGAAAUGAAAGAAGACGGUGCUGCAGAGUUUGAAAUUGAAAUGUCACUCAAAGACCCUACCAGCAAAAUUUUCCUAUACAAGGAUGGAGUUAUGGUUCCAUUUGACAUCGACACAGAGGUAAAACACGGAUUAAAACGAGUGGGGAAGAGGUUUGUGUUCAGCAUCAAUGGUGUUGAUCCAGAGGAUGCAGGAUUAUACCAAGUGGAAGUUGAUGGAAUUAAGAUCUUCUCAACAGACUUAAAACUUCCACCUGUAGAGUUCUUGGUCAAGAUUCAAGAUGUGAAACCAGAGGAAAGAGAAGACGCUGUGUUUGAGUGUGUCGUAUCACAGCCCUUGAACAAGAUUAAGUGGAUGGGAAGGAAUACAGUACUGGAGCAAGGGGAAAAAUAUGACAUUGUUGUGUCAGAGGACAAGCUGAUUCACACAUUGGUGGUGAAGGACUGUAUGCCAUUGGACAAAGGAAUUUAUGCAGCUGUGGCUGGACAAUCAUCCUGCAAUGCCUGGCUUCUAGUGGAAGACCCAGGAGUGUACUUCACCAGUGGGCUGUCCGAUGUAACUGCUAUCAUCGGUACUGAUGCUGAACUGGUCUGCAAACUGAGCAGUGAGGACUGCGAAGGAGUCUGGUACAAAGAUGGGCAGGAGAUAACAGCUACAGAUGAUAUCUGUAUUGUUAAAGAUGGGACUUAUCGCAAACUAAUUGUCAAAAACUGCACAGAAGAUGAUUCAGCAAAGUACCGAUAUGAAGCUGAUGGGCGUAAAACAGAAGCUAUACUGAAGGUUGAAGAUCCUCCAAGAAUCAACCCAGAUGACCUCGCUGAGUUCAUAAAACCUAUUAUUAUCAAAAGUGGGAAAGAUGCAGCCUUCAAGAUGCCUUUUGUUGGACGGGAACCCAUGAAGAUACAGUGGUUCCAUGAUGGCGAAGAGUUGUUAGAAGACAGCCACACCAGGAUCGAGAAGUCUUCCUCACAUAGCCGCCUGCUGCUAAUAAAGUGCCCGCGCAAAAUCACAGGAGAAUUAAAGAUUAAGAUUAAAAAUGAAUGUGGAACAAUUGAGGCCAUCUCCCAGCUCAUUGUAUUAGCAUACCCUGGAGCUCCUACUGCACUAAAAAUUGUUAGUGCUUUCAAGGACUGUAUCAAUCUUGCUUGGUUUGCACCUUCUAAUACUGGGGGAACCAACAUUUUGGGAUACAAUGUGGAGAAACGCAAGAACGGCAGUAAUCUGUGGGGCCAGGUCAACCCCCCAGAUGAGCCCAUUAAAGAGAAAAAGUAUGCAGUCAAGGAUGUUGUUGAAGGCAUCGAGUAUGAGUUCCGUGUAUCGGCUAUCAACAUUUCUGGUGCGGGAGAGCCAAGUACACCAUCUGAAUUUGUGUUUGCAAGAGAUCCAAAGAAGCCCCCUGGAAAAGUUAUCGACUUGAAGGUGACUGACUCAACAUACACCACCUUGUCACUGGGGUGGACCAAACCCACGGAGGAGGAAGGGGUCCAAGAUGAGGCCAAAGGAUAUUUUGUGGAGCUCAGACCAGCAGAAAAUCCAGAGUGGAGUCGUUGUAACACCAAUGCUAUCAUUAUGUCCUCCUAUACUAUUAUGGGUCUGAAGUCUAUGGCCAUGUACUGGGUAAGAGUCAUAGCCACUAAUGAGGGUGGAGACGGUGAGCCUCAAGAGUUGGACAACUACAUCAUUGCAAUGCCUCCACCAGUGAGACCUCAUUUCACUGACAGAAAAAUAAAGAACUUCAUAGUAAUGAGAGCUGGAAACUCUGCGCGGGUCAACUUCAACUUUCAGGCCUCUCCAAUACCACUUAUUACAUGGCUCAAGGAUGGCGUGCCUGUACCCAAACAUGUGACAGUGAGCAAUUCAGACACAUCAUCGCAGUUAAUGAUCCCUGCAUCAGAGCGUCAGGACACUGGGAUCUACACAAUCAUUGUGAAGAAUCUUGUUGGUCAGGAGACCUCCAGUGUUGAGAUACGAGUCACAGAUGACCCCAAGCCUCCAGGCCCUGUGGAGCUAGACGAGAAUGUGUCAGGAACAGUGACGGUCUCUUGGGAACCAUCACCAGAUGAGAAGAAAGACGACAGACUUCACUACACGAUCACUAAGCGCGACUCGGUUAAGCGCACUUGGCAAACUGUGGCUGACCAUCUCUUCAAUAACAAGUUCACUGCCAUCAAUAUCAUGCCAGGAAGGCAGUAUAAGUUCCGGGUCUAUGCCAAGAAUGACAUGGGGCUUUCCAUACCCUCUGAGUCACCAACCUGGGAAGUGAAGAGGAUGAAAGAAACAUUUUCUUUGAGUCUUCCAGCCACGAAGGACUGCAGUUUCGAGGCACUUCCAUCUUUCUCUGUUCCGCUAAAAAUGCACAACAGUCCAGAAAGCUAUGAGUGCUACAUGAGUUGUGCUGUGAAAGGAAACCCCAAACCCCAUGUUACAUGGUACAAAGAUAACAUCAGCCUUAACACCAACACUAACUACUACAUCACUAACACAUGUGGGGUCUGCUCCAUGGUGAUACUCAAAGUUGGGCCGAAGGACAGUGGAGAUUACACAGUCAUUGCAGAAAACUCUCUGGGCAGAGUAGAGUGUUCAACUAAACUUGUUGUCAAAGAUUAGGAUAAUGCAGUGGUCCUGAACUUCUGAAGACACCCGUUCCAUUUAUUGAAUGACAUAUAAAUGGCUUAUCAAUCUGAACAGUGGUGUCAUUUUUUAAAUGAAUUAUUGUAGUCAUAUAUUAGAAUAAACUGGAAAGAAAAAAAAAUAAGGCAGAUGGAAAGAAAAAAUAGACAGAAAAUAUAAAAUUGUUAUAAAGCACUAAUUACAAAUGUGAAACAGAUUUGGUUGUAUUUGAGUGAAAAUUAUCACAGUUUAACUAUUGGGUGCUGAUUAGGGACAUUGAGAUACAACAUUAUUGAUAUGCAGAGGCUUGCAUCCGCACCUGCUCAUUUUUUACCUUUAUUUAUCUUAGCUGUGAUUAUAGUUCAUUUCCUCUGCUGUUUUCUGAAUAAGACAUACAAUUUGCUGGCUUCUCUAGUAAUACCUUAUUGAAAAUUGAUGAUAAUAUGGCUAUAAUUGAGUAUGUUUCAGUGUGUGUUUGAUAAAUCAUUAUGCCAAAAUGUAAAUAAAUCCUAUCUGUUCAACA
Messenger RNA from Scomber scombrus (Atlantic mackerel), 3838 nucleotides. RefSeq names its product immunoglobulin-like and fibronectin type III domain-containing protein 1. NCBI's taxonomy places the organism in Eukaryota, Metazoa, Chordata, Actinopteri, Scombriformes, Scombridae. Gene Ontology annotation, molecular function: protein binding. The transcript has 21 exons. Bases 1 to 3312 code for a protein of 1103 amino acids. The record is from RefSeq and is a predicted model, not a curated record.